Messenger RNA from Eurytemora carolleeae, 1204 nucleotides. RefSeq lists its product as uncharacterized. Bases 41 to 1204 code for a protein of 387 amino acids. Lineage: Eukaryota; Metazoa; Arthropoda; Copepoda; Calanoida; Temoridae. The record is from RefSeq and is a predicted model, not a curated record. The transcript is spliced from 14 exons.
CUAAGUUUGUGAAUAGGUUAACUGAGUCAUCAGUAAUAAAAUGUUUAUAUUCUUUAUUGCUGUUAUUAUCAUUCAGGUUUGGGCCGAUGAGCCUAGCUGGAAUAGAGAUAAAGGAGUAUUUUGUCCGGACUGCUCAAAACUGAGGUGUACAGAACUAGAGGAAACAGAGUGUCCCAAAGGAACUGUUUUAACUGAAAAUGUUCUGUUUGGUUGCUGCCCUGCAUGUGUAAAGUUUAUAGAGUACGGAAAACCCUGUCCUGGAGCAUAUUAUGAAAAUUCGGACCCUAUUUUGAGGUACGGAAAUUACAGUUCAAAAAAUUAUCACUGUUAUCCAAAUGAAUUCAUCAGAGCAACUGUUGAUCUUCCGUGUUCCAAGAUACAGAUUUUUAAUCAUACCGCCAAACUCAUUGAGUUGCCAGAACGAGUUUUUUCUGCGGAUUGGGUCAAAUCAGUAAGUGAUCAAUUAAAGAACAUUCCAGUAAUUUCAUCAGCAAGAUGUAGUCCAAACCUAAGAUGCCUGGAUGAUAAAGAUGAUAAACAUGACUUCCCUGUGUGUUUGGGUCCUGUAGGUGAAAAUUCAAUUUCUUCAGAUCUGAUUCCUUUUAACCAGCUUCCGUGUACAUAUAGAAGAUCGGAUUUCAGUGCUUUUAAUGAGGCACAAGACUGUUCGGUGAGAUAUUGGCAACCAGACUGCAAAUACUACCUAGGUAUAUUUGCUGCAGUACAAACUAAAUCAGAUGAUUCGGUAUAUUGGUGCUCUUCUCCCACGGGCGAGCAUUUGUUUGGAAGAGAGGACGCUUCAACAACGUCUCCUGAAAUUAACUGCAAAUGCUCAAGAAAGCACUGGGAGCUUAAGGUGUCCAAAAAGAUUAAAAUCAAUGAAUCUAUCUCUGCAAGACAAGAUGUGAGCUUACACUGUGAGAAAAAUGGAAACUAUGAAGAGCUACAAUGUGAUAAACAAAUGUGCUGGUGUAUGAAUCCAACAACAGGAUUUCCAGUAUCUAAGAUUCUCCCUGAAACUUUGAUCACUCUCCUACCUUGCUUCGACAGGUAUGUUAUAGUGCGUUCCUUUGUCUUGUCAGUCUGUCUGUCUAUGGCAAAUCUCAUAACAUUCGAGUUUGUCCUUUGUUCUUUGUCCUUUGUCCUUUGUUCCUUUGUCUUGUCUGUCUAUUACAAAACACAUGACCCAAAAAAAGGUUUAUGA